AUGUAUUCCAUCCAAAGUUCUUGGACUAUCUCUCUCAGAUUUCAGAUGAAUGGGGCUGCAUUAGUUGCUAUCAUUGCCACAAUUGGCAAUCUUUUACAGGGUUGGGAUAAUGCUACAAUUGCAGGAGCUGUAGUUUACAUAAAGAAGGAGCUAACUCUGGGAAGUACCAUAGAAGGUCUUGUUGUUGCCAUGUCACUAAUCGGGGCGACCCUUAUCACAACUUGCUCCGGACCCAAAAUAAGGGGAUUGUUAAAUACGCUCCCUCAGUUCACGGGAUCGGGUGGAAUGUUCUUGGCAUAUUGUAUGGUGUUUGGGUUGUCUUUAAUGGCUUCAACAAGCUGGCGAUUAAUGUUGGGAAAAAUGGGGGAGGCCAAAAAGGUCUUGCAAAGAUUACGUGGCCGGGAAGAUGUUUCAGGCGAAAUGGCGUUGCUGGUGGAAGGUUUAGCGGUUGGAGGUGACACAUCAAUAGAAGAAUACAUGAUUGGUCUGGACAAUGAAGAUAUCCAAGAUCAAGAUCCAAUGGCUCAUAAGGAUUCAAUCAAGUUAUAUGGGUCCCAAGCGGGUCUCUCGUGGAUAGCAAAACCGGUCACCGGUCAGAGCACACUCGGUCUGGUUUCUCGGGCAGGAAGUAUGGUGAACUCGAGUAUUCCAUUAAUGGAUCCUCUUGUCACCCUCUUUGGUAGUGUUCAUGAAAAGCAACCCGAAUCAGGAAGUAUGAGAAGCAUGCUGUUUCCAAAUUUUGGUAGCAUGAUCAGCACCACCGCAGGGCCUCAGGUGAAAGACACUGAUCGGUGGGAUGAAGAGUUUUCACAGAACGAAGGUGAAGGGUACCAAACGGACGGUGGAGAUGACUCCGAUGACAAUCUUCAUAGCCCGUUGAUUUCCCGGCAAACAACCAGCAUGGUGGGUCCACAUGGCGGUAGUAACACCGGAGAGACAACUUCCGGCAUGGGGAUUGGCGGUGGGUGGCAGUUGGCGUGGAAGUGGUCGGAAAGAGAAGGUGAAGAUGGAACAAAAGAAGGUGGGUUUAAGAGAAUAUAUUUGCAUGAAGAAGCGGCGGCUCGUGGUGGGUCCCGCCGUGGGUCGCUUGUUUCGCUUCCCGGAAGCGGCGGCAAUGUUGCGGUUGAAGGAGAGUAUGUGCAAGCUUCGGCUCUAGUCAGCCAGCCUGCUCUUUAUUCAAAGGAGCUCAUGACUCAACCCCCUGUGGGACCCGCAAUGAUUCACCCUUCAGAAAGUGCUUCAAAAACGCCAUUGUGGUCUGCGCUUGUUGACCCGGGGGUUUCACGGGCUUUAUUUGUCGGGGUUGCGAUCCAAAUGCUUCAACAGUUUUCGGGAAUAAAUGGGGUUAUGUACUACACGCCUCAAAUCCUCGAGCAAGCGGGUGUCAGUGUUCUCUUAUCAAGCCUUGGGCUCGGUUCCGAUUCUGCUUCUUUUCUUAUUAGCGCCUUCACAACUCUUCUAAUGCUUCCAUGUAUUGCAAUAGCCAUGAGGUUCAUGGAUAUUGCGGGGAGAAGGACUCUCUUGUUGACCACCAUUCCCGUACUGAUAGCAUCUCUCAUUAUCCUUGUCCUCGGGAACACCAUCAAGAUGGGAUCGGUAAUCCAUGCGGUUAUUUCAACCGUAUGUGUUGUUGUCUACUUUUGCUGCUUUGUGAUGGCAUAUGGGCCAGUCCCUAACAUUUUGUGCUCGGAGAUUUUCCCGACACGAGUUCGUGGAAUCUGCAUUGCUAUAUGUGCGCUAGUCUUCUGGAUAUGUGAUAUUAUUGUGACAUAUUCAUUGCCAGUGAUGCUCUCUUCAAUCGGGUUGGCGGGCAUUUUUGGAAUUUACGCCAUCGUGUGUGUCAUUUCAUGGGUGUUUGUGUUUUUAAAGGUGCCGGAAACAAAAGGGAUGCCAUUAGAAGUGAUCACCGAGUUUUUUGCUGUUGGAGCAAGACAGGCUGCUGCAGCCAAGAGUGAGUGAAAAAAGAAAUGCAAUAUUUGUGUUGAUUAGAGUUUUUGGUUGCACUAUUUCUUGAAUGUAGGGCAUGUAUAUUGUAUUCGAGUUCAAUCGAGCUCGAGGCUCAAUUCAUUAGAAAAUAUGUAGAUUCAGCUUGGUUUGGCUAGGCUCAACUUGUAGCUUGCUAACCCUGAAAAGAUUGGGAUCAGGAUCGACUUGCAUAAUGAUCAAGCCUGAGCUCAUGAGCUCAUGUAGAUUCAAUUGCUAUUGACUUGUCGAUUGGCUCGGUUUGUAUGGGAUGCUAAGUUUUAUGAACUAAAUAAUUAUGAAUAAUGUUAUAUUUAAGGAAUAUGUUCUAUCUAGAUAAAGAAC
This is a messenger RNA of Lactuca virosa, 2307 nucleotides long. The record is from the annotation of a GenBank genome assembly. Lineage: Eukaryota; Viridiplantae; Streptophyta; Magnoliopsida; Asterales; Asteraceae.